AUGAGAUCAAGUUCCGCUUCUGCUACUGGCAGAGCCACCGCAAAGUCGAUACGAUUAACCUAUAAGGCGAUCCAGCAGAUCGCCAAGGCUCUGCGCCUGGAUGAACAGGACGAAGAUCUCAAAGCUUUCUACGCCAAACUAAUCGUCUACUGUACCAUAAUAGAGAGCCGCAUAAUCUCUGUUGGUGAAAGCGUUCUGGCACUGUCAAAAGAAAACCUUCAUACAUUGCUACUUCCCUUGAUGGGGAUAUCUACGGUCAGCCUAGAAGGGCUCGAUAAUACCUCUAUUGAUGUCUGGCUCCGGGACUUGGCUGAGAUGCAUGACGAGAUUUGGAGCAUCAAAGAUAACGCCUCGAAGAUCAAAAUUAUCCGAACACACCUAAACCUUGGAACGACACCUGGGGAACGUAGCAAAAUUGAAAAGUCCUUGGACAAAUGCGAAGAAGACCUCAGAGUCAGAUAUCCCGAGGACUCAUCUCAAUGGGCUGCAGAAGAUCUUGCUCCCCAGUUGAACAUCGGAGAACCGACCUAUGCCGUCUGCGGUGCUGCUCAAUCAAUAUUCAAGGCCAUGGUGGCAUGCAUGAACUGCGCUUGCAUACCAUCACACGAUUUAGGCGCUCGACUUUGCCUAGGCACUUAUAGAAAGCCCAAGCUCGAUUUAGAUAUUGAAAUGGAUGAAGUGGACUUCAACAUGUUUCUCUCUUCGCAGCAGGACUGGCAAGAAGUCAUUGUCCACACAACCAGGGAUAGGCAAGUCAAAGUGAUGUUUGACGAAAGCCACAAACCACCCCCCGAGGUCAAAUGCGUACCCGCAGUCAAGACUAUGAAAGUAAAGAAUCUUUGCGAGCAGAUUGCCAAGAUUAAGUCCAGGGCAUUAUACCGUCUCGUGUUCAAAGUUACCCGAAGCCAACUCUUCAAACUGCAAUCGGAGAGGAGUGGCAGCUCUAUCUGCAAAUCGCAAAAUGCUAUAUCGCUAGAUAAGCUUUUACGAAACAAAGCUGACUCUUUUACCGAGAGAACAAAACGAAUUUUGGCCGUUAUCCUAAGUUCUGCUGUCUUCCACCUUCACAAUACACCAUGGCUAGAAUCUGACUGGAACUCAUCCGAUAUUUGGUUCUUCCGUACAUCUUCGUCGGCAAUACCGCUGAAGCCGUUCUUACACAGGCCGCUUUCAACUCUUGACAAUCAGUGCGUCAAGGAUUGUGAUUCAAGUCUAGAAAAGGUCACCGACCCGGAUGACAUCGAUCCAGACGAUAUCGAUCCAGAUGAUAUGCUAAGUCAUGACUGUCCCGCCCUCGUCAUUCUGGCCAUAAUGCUGUUGGAGGUGUACUUCGUGGCACCCUUUGACAUCUUGGCUCAAAGGUUCAACGUUACUUUAGAAUCUGGCUCACAAUCGACUGCCUUCACAAGAUAUGUGGACGUCAACGGCGUAUUCCAAGCUUGUCAGAAAGAGAUUCCAGAGAACUCUCAGUUUUAUCUGGCAGUGGAGAACUGCUUGGAUCCAAAGGUGUGGCAAGACGAAGAAGGAAACAAACUUGACGAUCCAACAUUGAGAACCAGGAUCUAUAGCCAAGUGGUUUUACCACUGGAGACGGAACUUAGCCAGGCUUACAGCGAUAUUUGUAUCGAGGAUCUUGAUCGCUUUGCACAGGAUUUUAAUUUUGGGAGUUGGGGGCAAUCAGCUCAUGUGUGGAACCAACAAAACAGCGCUGAUACUACAGAAUCUCAUGAUCAUGUCACCGUAGCCCCAACCGCGCUUCGCCAAGAAUCACACGGGCUACCUUUACAGCUUCACAACACAGGUGACGAGUUUCGUGAUGGAAGAACCCAACAAGGCUCUUCAGCAAACAAGCGACGGUAUAGUCGCUCGCCCAGUGGAACUGAGGCUGAAAGCCUUAUGUCCGAUCUCCCGACUUUACCAGACGCACUGGUUUACCACUACUCAUCCUACACAGUCGGUAUUCUUUGUGCACUCCCUCUAGAGCUUCUAGCGGUACGAGCACUAUUAGAUACGAAGCACCAGAGCUCUAAGUACAUACGGGGAGACAGUAACACAUAUGCACUUGGGACAAUGAGCGAUCAUAUGGUAGUGGCAGCUUGCCUUUCAUCAGGCGAGUACGGAACGAAUGCGGCCGCUGACUCGGCGUCCAACAUGAAGCGAACGUUUCCCAACAUUGAGUUCUGUCUCCUUGUUGGUAUUGGAGGGGGUGCUCCUACGUAUGAGAGCGAUAUAAGAUUGGGUGAUGUGGUUGUGAGCCUACCAACAACUAGGUAUCCUGGCGUAAUUCAGUAUGACCGUGGCAAGGAGAUCGAAGGGAAUACUUUCGAACUUACAGGAAGUCUUCAUCCUCCUCCACGCUGUCUGAUGACUGCUAUUAGCUCUCUUCGAUCCAAUCCUGAUCUUCCUUCAAAUCCACUCCAAUCCUCUGUUGAGGAAGUCACCAGGCGGGUUCCGGAACCAUUGGCAUUCCAAUAUCAACAUCCUGGGCAGGACCAGGACUGGCUUCUGAAAGCUGUUUGUGCUGUCUGUCAGAGACAAGGGGAAUGUCCCAAUAGAGAUAGCCACCUAUUUAAACGACCACAUAGAUCGACAAGCCAACCGGAGAUUCAUUAUGGCCUCAUCGCAUCGGGGAACAGGGUUCUCAAAGACGCAAGUGUACGAGAUCGAUGGGCACAGGAAUAUGGCAUCUUGUGUUUCGAAAUGGAGGCAGCUGGGGUUAUGAAUACGUUUCCCUGUCUUGUUAUUCGUGGCAUUUGCGAUUAUGCCGAUUCUUAUAAAGACAAGAGAUGGCAACAUUAUGCAGCCGCAUCAGCGGCGGCUUAUGCAAAGUUACUACUAGGACAUACAGCUGCGAACAAUAGUGACUGGGGUAGAAAUAAGGAGGAAAAGGUAGUGCGGAUUCAUUACCAGAAUAUUCAGGAACGGUCUUCUAAGCGGCAAAGGUUUUGA
Messenger RNA from Fusarium sp. VM40, 2949 nucleotides. NCBI's taxonomy places the organism in Eukaryota, Fungi, Ascomycota, Sordariomycetes, Hypocreales, Nectriaceae. The record is from the annotation of a GenBank genome assembly.